Fonsecaea monophora is the source of this 870-nucleotide messenger RNA. RefSeq lists its product as hypothetical. Gene Ontology annotation, molecular function: aldehyde-lyase activity. Gene Ontology annotation, cellular component: cytoplasm. NCBI's taxonomy places the organism in Eukaryota, Fungi, Ascomycota, Eurotiomycetes, Chaetothyriales, Herpotrichiellaceae. The record is from RefSeq and is a predicted model, not a curated record. The transcript is spliced from 4 exons. The coding region runs from base 1 to 870 and encodes 289 amino acids.
AUGGCCACUAUUAUGCAAAAAGCAAAUACCCUGCGCAAGGCGCUGAAUACCGGCUCCGGCCUCUCGUUCGGCGCGUGGCAGAUGCUGCCGGGCUCGCACCUGUCGCGGACCAUUGCACGGUCGGGCUUCGACUGGAUCUGCAUUGAUUGCGAGCAUGGCAAUAUUGCGGACAACGAGAUGCACGAGUCGGUCCACGCCGUUGCCGCGUGCAACGUCAGCCCCAUUGUGCGCAUCCCCGCCAACGAGGGCUGGAUGGUCAAGCGCGCCCUCGACGCCGGCGCCCACGGCAUCAUCGUGCCCUUGCUGUACAGCGCCGACGACGCCAAGAGGUUGGUGCAGACGGCAAAGUUCCCGCCGUACGGCAAACGCGGUUUCGGCAGUCCCUUCUCCAUGGGCGCGUUCGACGGCACAGGCGACCUUUCUGGGUUCGACUACAUGAACAACGCCAACGAGAAUCUCUUGACCAUUGUGCAGAUCGAGACCAAAGAGGCUUUGGACUGUGUCGAAGAAAUCGCAAAAGUGGACGGCAUUGACGUGCUCUUCAUCGGACCCUGGGAUUUGGGAAACAACAUCGGAUACCCGGUCAAAGGCGACUUCAGCCCCGAACUGAAAGCGGCGAUUGCGAGAAUAUUAAAGGCGGCACAAGACGCCGGGAAAAAGUCCGGCAUAUACUGCCCCUCGGGCGAGGUGGCGCGACAGUAUGCCGACAUGGGAUUCCAGAUGAUCUCGGUGGUGAACGACAUGACGGCGGUGCCGGUAUUCAUGGCAGAGUCACUCUCCAAGGCCAAGGGGUCGUUUGGGCACGCGGCUGCCCAGGCCGUCAAGGGCGCGGCAUAUGGGGCGGCGAAUCUCGUGACGCAGGAGAAGUAG